UUGGGGCGAGUACGAUCUGCAGUAGGCUGUGUAUACUAUACACACGCCUCAACAGCAGCAGCAAAGGCGUGAGGCUGUGGGGCGAGGCUCCGGACUUGUUGCGCCUUCUCCCUUUCCAGACAGCCUCCCUCCCUCUCUCUCUAUCCAGGACUGGGUGCGAGUCCUGACCGCGGAGCCUGCCUCUCUCUCCUUUUCUCCUCCUCUUUCUCCCCCUCCCCUCCUUUGGUGGAAAGGCGGAAACCCAGAAGGGGCGGGCCCUGGGCGCGCGCGCGUGGAUGUCACGGAGAGCGCUGCCUUUUCUGCCUGACAUCCGCACGCGGCUCGGCCCUGAAAAGGCGGCGCGCGAGCCGAGCGGCAGGCAAAGCCUCUGCAUCUCUCGUCGUCUCUCUCUCUCUCUCCACCCAGGAAGGCGAGGCGGACUCGGUCACUUUGGGCUGCCUUUUCCCCAGCCGAGGCGCCUGCUUGCCUUCGUCUAUGUGUGUGUGUCACUCCCGGAGCGCGUCUUAAUCAGCAGCUGCUGCUGCUGCUCUUGCUCCUCCGCCUUGAAUUGAAGAAGGAGUUCCCUCUCCGCCGUCUCCGCGUCGGAUCCAAAGCGAAGGCUUGCAAGGAAGGAAGGGCUUUCCCCUUUCCUUCGAUACAUCUCUCUCUGGAAAUGGAUACAUUUGCCUUCCUCUGGGGGUCUCUCCUCAUCUUCUUCUGGGCUGGGUCCGGAGUCCGAGCGCAAGCAGCAGCUCAGUCGUGUGGGGGCCGUUUGAAUUCCAAAGACGCUGGCUACAUCACUUCACCUGGCUACCCGCAUGACUACCCUUCCCACCAGAACUGUGAAUGGAUCAUUUAUGCCCCGGAACCAAAUCAGAAAAUUAUCCUCAACUUCAACCCUCAUUUUGAAAUUGAGAAACAUGACUGCAAAUACGAUUUCAUAGAGAUCCGGGAUGGAGACAGUGAAUCCGCUGACCUUCUGGGCAAGCACUGUGGAAAUAUUGCUCCUCCGACCAUCACCUCCACUGGUCCUUCCCUCUAUAUUAAGUUUACUUCAGACUACGCCCGUCAGGGGGCGGGCUUCUCUCUGCGCUAUGAGAUUUACAAGACAGGCUCAGAAGAUUGCUCUAGAAAUUUCACCGGCUCAAAUGGUACUAUUGAAUCCCCUGGAUUUCCUGAUAAAUAUCCUCACAAUUUGGACUGUGCCUUCACCAUCAUGGCCAAGCCAAAGAUGGAGAUCAUCCUUCAGUUUUUAACCUUUGACCUUGAGCAUGACCCCUUGCAAGUUGGAGAGGGUGAUUGCAAAUAUGAUUGGCUGGACAUCUGGGAUGGGAUUCCUCAAGUGGGUCCUUUGAUCGGCAGGUAUUGUGGCACUAAAACCCCAUCAGAGAUCCGUUCAACGACUGGCAUCCUGUCACUCACUUUCCACACCGAUUUAGCAGUGGCUAAAGAUGGCUUUUCAGCUCGCUAUUAUUUGGUCCAGCAGGAAGUACCAGAGAACUUCCAGUGCAACAGCCCACUGGGCAUGGAAUCAGGCCGAAUCUCUAACGAACAGAUCACCGCCUCCUCCACUUACUCCGAUGGCAGGUGGACCCCACAGCAGAGCCGUCUCAACAGUGAUGACAAUGGAUGGACUCCCAAUGUGGAUAGCAACAAGGAAUUUUUGCAGGUGGAUCUCCGCUUUCUCACAAUGCUGACAGCAAUUGCAACACAAGGUGCCAUCUCCAGAGAAACACAGACUGGGUAUUACGUUCGGACUUAUAAACUGGAGGUCAGCACAAAUGGCGAGGACUGGAUGAUGUACCGGCAUGGCAAAAACCAUAAAGUGUUCCAGGCUAACACUGAUGCUUCAGAAGUAGUCCUGAACAAAAUCCAUUCUCCAGUGUUGACUAGGUUUGUGAGGAUACGGCCGCAAAAUUGGCACAGUGGGAUUGCUCUGCGACUGGAGCUCUAUGGCUGUCGGAUCACAGAUUCGCCUUGCUCAAACAUGCUGGGGAUGCUCUCGGGCCUCAUCCCAGACUCGCAGAUCUCAGCUUCCUCUACCAGAGAGUACCACUGGGUCCCAAGUGUUGCUCGCCUGGUCAGCAGCCGCUCAGGAUGGUUCCCACGCAUCCCGCAAGCACAACCUGGGGAGGAGUGGCUGCAAGUGGACCUGGGAGUCCCCAAGAAUGUAAAAGGAGUAAUUAUCCAAGGGGCCCGAGGUGGGGACACCAGCAGCGCAGUAGAAGCCCGUGCAUUUGUGAAGAGGUUUAAAGUGGCCUACAGCAUGAACGGCAAAGAUUGGGAAUACAUACAGGACCUCAAAACAAUGCAAGCAAAGAUUUUUGAAGGAAACAUGCACUAUGAUACCCCUGAAGUUCGGCGGUUUGAUCCUGUUCCUGCACAGUUCGUCAGGGUCCACCCAGAGAGAUGGUCUCCAGCUGGGAUUGGAAUGCGACUGGAAGUCCUUGGCUGUGAUUGGAUGGAAGUAAAGUCCACUGCAGAGACCCUGAAGCCCACUUUGAAGAGCGAGGAGAUCACCACUCAUUUUCCCACUGAUGAAGAAGCAACAGACUGUGGUGAUGGCUGUGUGGAGAAUGGAGAUUUCCAGAUCCCUAUAGGAUUCAACUGUAACUUUGAUCUGCCUGGAGAUCUUUGUGGUUGGACGCCUGAUACAUCAGCAGGAUCUACAUGGACUUUCCAUUCUAGAAACCCCUGGACUAGCCACUCAGGACCAGGCAUUGAGGCUUAUCCAGAUGGCAAGACCUAUCUGAGGUUGCAGAGCAGUGCCAGGAGAGAAGGGCAACACGCUCGCCUUGUCAGCCCUGCUGUCUUCUUGCCCAGGAGCGCCGUCUGCAUGAUCUUCCGGUACCAGGUCUCCGGUGGGAGCGGGACCAUGUUGCAGGUGCGACGAGAAGCCACACAUGAGAACAAGGCCUUGUGGAUAAUCAGGGAGGAUCAAGGAGAAGAGUGGCGAGAAGGGCGGAUCCUUCUCUCUAGCUACGAAAUGGAGUAUCAGAUUGUGUUUGAAGGAAUUAUAAGCAAAGGACAUUCAGGAGAGAUUGCCAUCAAUGAUGUCCGGAUAGGCACCGAUACCUCCUUGGAGAACUGUAUGGAGCCUAUUGCAGCUUUCCCUGGUGAACACACAUAUGAAAUUCCAGUGGAUUUUCCAGCUUUAGAAAGUGAUAUCACAAUUCAUGGGGAAGAAUUUGGGGAUGACAAUGAAGAUGACUACUUGGGCCUGUCGAGAAACAAUACAUUGUUUUCAACCAACUCCCCACUAACCCCAAAAGUGGACAAGGAGAAGAGCUGGCUGUACACCCUGGACCCUAUCCUGGUCACCAUCAUAACUAUGAGUUCCCUGGGGGUUCUCCUCGGGGCCAUUUGUGCCGGCCUCUUGCUGUACUGUACCUGCUCCUAUGCUGGCCUGUCCUCUCGGAGCUCCACUACCCUGGAGAAUUACAAUUUUGAGCUUUAUGACGGCAUCAAACACAAGGUCAAAAUGAACCACCAAAAGUGUUGCUCUGAGGCAUGACUGAUUGCACCAGAAUCGCAUUUGACAUUUCAUUCCAGCAAGAGUGGCUGGUGAAGAUUACUUUUUAUAUGGGAACUGAAUGCCAUAAUCUUACACAAGCCGGGGCUGGAAUACUGAAGUGGGGAGGGGUCCCUGCCAGGCCUCUUUAUUGCAAAUGAAGAAGACGAUGACAAAGAAGAAGAAGCCAGGCAUAAGUUCUGAGCUGCAAAAACUAUGGCUAAUUGUUUUCAUGGGAGGAACUGGGUCGAGCAAAGCAAAUGGGGGCUGCAAUGCUUUACUUUUUAUGUCUUAUAUGAGCCGAUCUGAUCCAGAAGAGUCCAAGCGUUUGGCUUGCAUUCAAGAAGUGGGGAACAAAAUGUUGAUCAUUAUUUUCCACUUCCUUUCUCCGAAGGGAUGGGAGAGAACUCCAGAGAGCUUCUCUCACUUGCACCUCCAUUCUGGUGGCCCUUCUAUCUUUAGAAAUUACACAUCUUCACACACAUACAGAGCCCAUCCAACCGACUGCCAUUCAGAAAAGCUCCUUGAUUUUUAAGGGAUUUGUUCUUUGCUGUAGGUUAUAUAAGUCUGAGAAGCAGCGACUUCUAGGACCCAAGUGAAAGAGUGUUGUUGCCUUUUCCUUUUCUGAUCUGGAAGGGUCGAGCGAGGGGGGGAGGUUAUUAAGCUUAUAGGUCAAUGGGAGCAGCAGCGCUUUCUUUCCAGAUUACAAAGCAAAGGAGAAAAGGCAGCCUGAGGUGUGAGAGUCGACAGAAGCACCUCCUCGAGAGAAGCUGAAGAGCCUUAAAGUGAUUUGUGAAUAAGAGCCAUUUAUUAAAUCCAGAUCUUGGAUUGAAACAGCAGAGGCCUUUAUCACCAGGGCUCUUUCUUUUACUUUUCUUUCAGUCCCUUUAUAAAAAAAUCCCUCUACAAUCCUUUUUAUUAUAGGAAAAUUGCAGCAAACAAAAGACACAAUUAUAAGAUGCCCAAGAACUCAGGAGAUGGCUUUUUGUAUGCUUCAAGAGAAAGACAGGCUGCUAUAUAUAAAUAUAUUUUUGUUAAUGCUGUGGCCACUCUCGCUCUGAUGGAGAAGAAUAGAAUCAAGAGGAGGGAGUAGAAUGAACAUAGUGAUCCAGCCCACUGCAGACUCUUCUCGUGGGCAGGACUGGAUUUCUUCAUUAGCUGAUGCUAAGGGCUGAACUCCGCAAAGGGUUAUUGACAUUGCGUGGCCUUUGAACAAAUUGUAUGACAUCCUAUGGCCUAGACCCGAUAGCCGAUGAAAGCAUAACUUCUUUGCAGAGUCAGGUUCUUAGAUGGGACUCAACAAAUCCAAACCCAACAAUAACAAUAUUAUGGCAACAUUGCAGGGUAUCAAAUCUUAGCUGAUAUUCUAGUGUAGAGAUCGAAUAAAAGGUCUGGAACAGUCUGUUGUCAACUUCUUAUCCCUUCCGAACAAGUUGCUUCAUUGUGAUUUGAAAAGCAACUUGUUCAUUACUGAAGGGUUUGUUUGUGUAUGUGUGUGUAUGCGUGUAUUUUUUUCUUUGAUCAAGUGCCUUAGAAAAAUAUUUUUCCCCUUUACAUAGAGACUUGUGAUGUAUAAACCUACAAGGGAGGCAUUCACCCUUUCCCCUAUUCUUCUUCUUUUCGUCAUCAUCAUCAUCGUGUUCUUCAUAUUAUCUUUAUCAUCAUUGGAUCUCUACUGGGUAGAGUUUUGGCCUUUCCAGUGGUCAGAUAUAUUUCUAAUGCUGUCACUUGUACUGCUGUGCCAUGCUUGAAGUGUGUUGCAGACCAGUAAAAGAAACGUUUACAAAUGCCAAGUUUUGACCUCCAAUGCCUUUUAUUCCAGCUCUUGGCAAUCUUCAAGCCACUUGCUUAGGAGAACUCAGAGUGACUGCUUUGUAGGGGCAGUCUUCAGACUAAGCAGAAGGGAUUUUCAGUGAAAUUUCAACUAUUUAUGGUCAUUUGAGGAGUGACACCUAACAGCCUUGUAGUAAACAUUUUGCUGGUAUACUUUUGUCACAUUCACAUCAUCUCAUGUCUUGUGAUGUUCCAUUGGCAUAAGUAUUGAUAUGCUCUCUGCUAGAUGUAUAUGUCAAAUAAAUGAGCAUGCCUUGGGGCUACUUUACAUAUUACCCAUUCUAGAAGUGCACUUCAAAAUUCUAAUAUGUGAGCAUAACAGACAUAUCUUGAUGGACAUGUGAUAUACUUGUAUGCAUGUCUAUGGACAGAGGAUUUGCUGUGGCCCCUUAUCAAGUGUACACUGGCUAGUAAUGUGUAAAUGGUCAUAUGUAAUGUGUUGCCCCCGAGCAGGUUUGUUUGCAUGCUUUCCAUGCCAGCCAUCCCUCUCUUUUGGCAUGUGCAUUGCACCUCGCCAUGUAUUAAGCAUUUAUUUCCAGUAGUAUGCCACAAUCCAACACAGAGUUAGCCGAAACACUUAGGUGCCCACUGAUAUCAAAAUACUUAACUCUGUGAUGAAUCAUGGCCUUAACACAGUGUACAGGUUUUCACACUGUACUCGGUGUGACCCUGGGAUUCCUGAGAACAGAUAAGGAGUUUGGGAUUAACAUCCGUAAGCAUGAUAGACCAACUGUCUUAUGGAAUACAUGCCUCAAACAAAUUGAGAAUAUGCUCUACGUAUAGAAAAAUGCAGAGCAUAUUCUGAAAAACUACUGGCUAUAUUGCAGUGGUUCUCAACCUGUGGGUCCCUAGGUGUUUUGGCCUACAACUCUCAGAAAUCCCAGCCAAUUUACUAUCUAUUAAGAUUUCUGGAAGUUGAAGGCCAAAAACAUCUGGCGACCCCAGGUUGAGAACCACUGCUAUACUGGUUGAUCAUCCCUUAUCUGGAAUUUCAAAAUUCCAAGUACCCCAGAAUUAUUCAGAUCGGUUGUUGAGAUAGUGACAUUUUUGCUUUCUGAUGUUCAGUGUGCACAAACUUGAUUUAAUGCACAAAAAUAUAUUUAAAAUCAUUGUAUAAAAUAACCAUCAAGCUAUGUGUAUAAGGAGUACAUCAAACAUAAAUCAAUUUCAUGUUUAGACUUGGUCCCCAUUGUCAAGAUAACUCAUUAUGUAAGGAUAUACAAAUGUAGAUAUUCCAAAAUCUGAAAAAUUCCAAAGCCCUUCUUCUCCAAAGCAUUUCAAAUAAGGGAUACUCAACCUGUACCUCCACCUACCAUUCUUAAAAGCAACAGCAGCAAUGGGAGCCUUUAGUUUGUUCUAGAGGAGGUGUGUGGAACAUAAGGUUCAACAGAUAUUACUGAUCUACCGACAGUUGCCAUUUCUGGCCACUGGCCACUCUGGCAGAAACUGAGUGGAGUUGGGCUCCAUCCAAUGACAUCUAUUGGACCUCAUGCUCUCAGUCGCUAUACAUAGAGCAUAUUCUCAAUUUAUUUGUAGGCAAGGCUGGCAUGUAUUCCAUAAGCCAGUUGUUUCCUGUAAAUUGGCCAUAAGCUCCAAACUCCUGAGCAAGAAACCCACGGUAGACCUUCAGGAAGCUUCUUGAUAGAAGCUGUGGUAGGAAAUAUUUCUUGAUGGUGGAACGCUUAGAAAAACACAGUCUGAAAACUGCCCUACUUUCCAGCCCUCUAGAAACUACACCAUCCAAGUGCCCCUUGAUAAACAGAGAGUUCUAUAUCAAGUUUAUGUCAUAUAUAAGCACAUCCUCUCCCCUCUCCCGCCUGCCCCAAUUUUGAAGGAACUCAAAGCAUAAUCAUCAAUUUUACAGGGUCAUUUUGAAGACACUUGCUGCUACUGUCCUGAAAGGAAGGGCCCCAACUCAGCCAAAGUUAACUGUGUGUACAUCUCAUAGAUUUCGAUGGGAGGGUUCAGCAUGGGCUUACCUCUGGCUGGAUUGCGUCCCGACCUUAUUUCUCUUAACAUUUGUGUGACGGAUGAAGGAGGACAGGCUGUAUCUGCGAAGGUCACCUGGAUAGGAGUAAUAGAUAUAUUAAAAAGUAAUGUUGCUGUCUAUAGUAGACAUACAGAGGGAGUGGAGUUCGUGUAUGCAUAUAUUUCAAUACAUAUGUGUUUGCGCGUGCUUGUGAGUUCUCUGUAUGUAUUAUAUAUGUGAGUGGUUAUGUGGGACUACUUGUAUUCUUGAAUGGGAGGCCAGAGAAUUCUACUGCCCUUUGUGUGAAUUUUAACAGGGGGUCGAGCGCAAAACACCAGCAUCGUGAAACCAACUCCCUCUGGAGAACGUCCUGUCCUUUGCAUGCCACAUUGGUGGCCAUGGGGCUUGGCUGUAUGCACUCCAAGGAGCAGAAUCGGGCCAUAAUGCUGCAUAGCGGAUACCUCACUUACCUCUCUGCUGGGUGCUUUACUGUUUUAAUGCAGAAAACUGUGUUUGAUUGUAUUUUUAACAGGGCAAGGAAACAAAAAAAAAAAACCCUACUAGUGCGUAUAUAUUCAUAUCAGUACGUCUUCAUCAGCAAAUACAUAUGUUAGAUUUGAUUAUCUGUGUUCUUCGGAGAGUUUUUCCCCUUUCCAAAAUACACACACAAAAAUCCUACCCUCUGGCCUUGCUAACGCCUUUGUUGAAAUAUGUGUUGUUCCCUCUUACCCCCUCUCAAGGUCAUCUUAGUUUAGGUGGACAGGGCCUUGCAGUGUCCUCUGGUCCUUGCAAUUGUAGGGAGGUGUAGACAUUAACAAUGAAGCAUGGGGAUCUUUCAAAAAAGAAGAUCCCACUGGGAAAAUAAAUGAAUGCAGGAAAUAGAAUUUCUCACAUUUUUACCAGCUCAUGGUCGUUCAACCAUUUACUGGCAGAGCCAGGUCAUGUGGACUUUAAAGCUUUUACUGUGAUUCUUCUGUGUUUAAAGAAAAGACAAACUCAAAACUGUGUUUCUAUGAUUUGUACAAAAGCCUUUUAAAAUUACUAUUUAAUAAACAUUAUAGUAGAGA
Anolis carolinensis (green anole) is the source of this 8359-nucleotide messenger RNA. It is a transcript of the gene nrp2, whose product is annotated as neuropilin 2. The transcript is spliced from 17 exons. Gene Ontology annotation, cellular component: postsynaptic membrane; plasma membrane; axon. Gene Ontology annotation, biological process: axon guidance; angiogenesis; vascular endothelial growth factor signaling pathway. NCBI's taxonomy places the organism in Eukaryota, Metazoa, Chordata, Lepidosauria, Squamata, Anolidae. Gene Ontology annotation, molecular function: semaphorin receptor activity; vascular endothelial growth factor receptor activity. The record is from RefSeq and is a predicted model, not a curated record. The coding region runs from base 653 to 3493 and encodes 946 amino acids.